Messenger RNA from Clonostachys rhizophaga, 690 nucleotides. Lineage: Eukaryota; Fungi; Ascomycota; Sordariomycetes; Hypocreales; Bionectriaceae. The record is from the annotation of a GenBank genome assembly.
AUGGGUUUCGCCGAUCUUCUUACCGAUGCUGGACUUGCCACGCUCAACAGCUGGGUGACCACCCGAUCUUACAUCGUUGGUCACUCUCCUUCCCAGGCUGAUGUCGCCGUCUACAAGGCUCUUUCGUCUGCUCCUGACGCGGAGAAGUACCCCCACGCCGCCCGCUGGUACAGCCACGUUGCUACCUUCGAGAGCGAGUUCGCCACCCUCUCCGGCGAUGCCUCCAAGCCUUACACCGUCUACGGCCCCGAGGUCGCCGAGGUGACCAUCAACCCCGCCAAGGCCGAGGAGAAGGCUGAGGACGACGACGAUGUCGACCUGUUCGGCAGCGACGACGAAGAGGAGGAUGCCGAGGCUGCUCGCGUCCGUGAGGAGCGCCUCAAGGCCUACCACGAGAAGAAGGCCGCCAAGCCCAAGACCAUUGCCAAGUCUGUCGUCACUCUUGACGUCAAGCCCUGGGAUGAUGAGACCGACAUGGCUGCCCUUGAGGCCGCUGUUCGUGCUAUUGAGCAGGACGGUCUGGUUUGGGGUGCCUCCAAGCUUGUCCCCGUUGGUUUCGGUGUCAGAAAGCUCCAGAUCAACCUGGUCAUCGAAGAUGACAAGGUCAUGGUGUCUGAACUCGAGGAGACGAUCCAGGAGAUCGAGGAAUUCGUUCAGUCUACCGAUGUCGCAGCCAUGCAGAAGCUGUAA